CGUUCCCAUACGUGGCUUAAGUCGUGACGUCAUUCCACAGUCAAAACAUAAAAGAUGGCGAUGGCAAACAUGUCUAGUGGUAUGUGCCAGCAAAUGGUUGUUCCAACGGCUUAUCACUUUCCCCAGCCACAGCCACACCCGACUCCUACAGUGACACAGGAACCUGAACAAAAGAAAGAGCCAAAAAAGAGAAAAAAACCCGCUGAGAAGUCGAGUGGCGAGAAGAAGAAACCAAGGAUCAUAGGCCAGAAUACGGAUUAUGUAUCAGGCCUUAGGUUUGACAACGAUGAUCAACGCGGGGAAUGCUCCAGGUGUAACAAGAAAAAAUGCUUUAAGCAUAUUGAUGCCAAAAAUAAAAAUCAGAUGUCCAAAAAGACUCCUGAAGAUACGGUGCUACAGAUGAAGAAACACAUGUUGAAGUUACUUUCUCUUCCUGAUUAUACUGUUUUUUGUAAAACUGAACAGAAAAAUGGCCAAUUAGAUAUAGAUAUUUCUAAGAUGCAUCGGUCGUACUUAGAAGAGCAUGAACCUCAGGCAUUUGAACCACCACCUUCCAACGAUCCCAGUAGAGAGUACAAACCCAAAGUAAAGCAGUGGCUUUAUAGAAAAAUAUUCCUUGACGAAUUUAAAAAUUUUGACUACAAUGCUUGUAAGCGCCUUCUUGGUGACCUCCGUCGUAGCAUUGAGAGUGUUAUGUUGCAGAAGAAAAAGAAAACACCAAAGCCUAAGCCACCUGCUCCCCCUCCACAACAACAGGUCAUGCCGCAGGACUACAGCAUGAAUAACAGUCACAAUGUAAAUAAUGGAGGACCUGCAGAUAUGAGUCGUACAGUUGCAUUACCUCCAGGGACAAUUUUUGCCACUACCUCAACACAUCCACCUGUUAGUAAUGCUGCACCAGGUUAUCAACCAAAUUUAAUGAACUUGGGGGUAGAUGGUUCAUCUGCACCAGUUUCCUCAAUGGCUGCAAUGGGGGCAACAUCUACCUUACACAACUCUUUAGCAACAUAUAUGACUCAGCAAGCACAACCAAAUUUGUUGUUUGGUUUAGGUCAGCAGCAGCAGCCUCCACCUGCCCAACAACAGCCUUUAAAUUUACAAACUAAUCAUCAAGGACAACCAACAAUGCAACCUCCACCUCCCCAUCAACCCCCUGGAGCUACUGCAGCUCCUCCAGCAGCUGCUCCUCCAUUACCGCUAAACUUACAUAAUCCGUAUUACGUAUCUUUAGGGCCUAUGUUACCUCUCCCUAUGUCCACACCUCAACAUAAUCACCAGCAACAGUUUCAGCAGAAUAUGCUGCAACAACAGCAAGGCAUUCCAGGGGGUUUUAAUCAGCAUACUAUGUAUCAGUGAGGCAAGGUGGCCCCUAGCCCCACCCACUACCCGUCCUCUGUGCCAGCGCAACAUAGAAACCAUCAGUAUUCUCCUUACACUCGCAUGCCAGCUUUAGUUGGCACGUACCAGUAUACUUGGUCCAUGGCACAAAGUAAUUCAUUGACUUCAUCUAGACAAGUGAACUUUCCUCCAUCAUUUACCUCACAACCUCAGCAUCCGUAUUUAACACCCAAUUCAGUCCCUCAACUUCCUCCUCAGCAUUUUCCACAUGCUCAUCAUCCCCCAGUUCCAGUAUCACAGUUGUCUUCCACCACACAGCAUCAGUCACCUGUUACGCUCACACAACCAUUAUAUCAGCACCAGAUCAUGAACUGUUCCAUUCCAACAAGAACAACUGAGCAUCAGAAAGGUCCAGGUGUUGAAGCUUCCCCAAACCCAGUUCCUUGCACAUCUGCAUCUUCCCAGCCAUUUUCAACUUGCGAUCUUAGUUCAAAUGUGCAACAGCAUCCUCUCCACACCACUGAAAAUAACUCGCAGGAUAUUUACAGGGAAGCUACUUUACCAGUUUCAACACAAUAGAAAUAAUAGACCUCAUGCUCAUACAUCAUUAUGGGUAUUACUCGUUGUCAUGUCUUUCCAGUCAUCAAGACAGGUUGAAUUCUUGUCAAAAGUCUUGUCAAUGGACUGUUUUGUGCUAAACUGUGAAGGGAAUUCCCUUUUGAGUGAUUUAUAAUGGUACUUUUUUUCUUGUUUUUGGUUGUGCUUAAGUGGAUAGAAAGUGCAGAAGCCCUUCAAUGUGCUAAUUGGUACAGAUAAGGUUAGUGGCCAUAAAUGAACAAUGUAUUUUGGUGGGACUUUGGGGCCGAGCUGUCGUUUUUACUGCACCAGUAAGAUAUAAAAUACAGUUCAUGUAAACCCAAAUGAAUUUUUUAUUUUUUGAAAAUCAUACAUAGUAUAUUACAACUAGAUUAAAUCUUUGAUAUUAGUACAGUUGAUGUACCUAUUUGAUAUAUAGUAUUUAGGUAUUUCAUUUUAUUGUUUCGAAAGUAACUUGUAUUAUUAUUAUUAUUACGAUAAGUUGCUUAACAAGAAAAGCCAAAUUAUCAAAAAAUUACUAUCCUUUAAAUGUGGGCUUCCCGUAAGGAUGGAAUUUUCCUUAUUUAGAAUACUCUGAGAGCAUAUUGUUGACUUUAAAAUUACAGGUGGAUGUCCAAAUAUCUGUGAUGGAUUGAAAUAUUAUAGUAUUGUUUUAUUAUUACACUUCUAAUCAUUGUAUUGACAGUGAUUAUUGCUGAUAUUUUUAGUUUAAAAUGUAAGUUGAUUACCCAUGGACAAAAACCAUUCAUUUUUAAAAGUAAAUUACAUUUUGUGAUCAGUGAAUUCUAUGCAGUAUUUUUGUGCUUUUUUCAAUUGUGUGCUAAAGUGCCAUUACCUCCACUUUCCAAGAAAGGUAUUAGCUGAUAUCUGAGGAAACCUUUAGUUGUGAUGUAAGUAAUGAACAGGUCGAACAGAUCUUUUGAAAAAAUGUUUCUCUCGUGACUUGGUUAAUCUCUUUCUUGUUAGUCAAGGGUUAAAUGUAGGCAUAAUUUGCAUGUGGUCUUAUUGAAUAUGCAGGAAUUUUUGAGCUAUUUUAUUUUUUGUUACAUAGAUGUGUAUAUAAUUGAUGAUGUUUAUAACUUUCUGCCAUGCUGUAUGAGGGAUUUCUGUUAUACAGAAUUCAGUAUGGUUACAAUUAUGUAUUUUUGUCAGAUUGCAUUAUAAAACAUAUAUUUUUUGGCCAUAUUAAGGGUAGGUAACUUGCCUUUUAAAAACUCCAGCAGUGAUCAAAAUAAACCAUUAUUAUGGAAAUUCAUGCAUUGUCAUUUUAUUUUGUGGUCAGUAUGUCAAUAUUAGAAUAAAUACAAUGGAUAAUAAGAUGAACUCAAACUUAUAAAAAGUGGUAUUUUAGGAGACUUACUGUUAACUACCUAGGGAAACUCUCCAGAGAAUUAGGGCAUUGAUCGGUGUGAUAGAUAUAAUCUCGAUAGAACUAGAAAAACAGAAAGCCAGAUAUAUUUACGGGCAUUUCAAAAUUUAGGAGACAAUUCAGUAUUUCUCCGUUUGAAAAAUGUGCAUGACAAAAUUGAUGGCUGUUACAAACAGAGGGUCUGAAAUUUUAUAGAUGAUUUUUACACUAGAAAAAAUAUGGUAGUUCAGUCAAGGCUCAUUUGUAUUUGGUUUAAAAGUCAUGAGAAUAAGGCAUAAGAGCUCAUGAUGUCAAUCUCUUUUCCUCUGAUUAUGUUGCCAAUUAUUAUUUUAUAUUUGUAUGAAUUUACUAUUGACAGCUUUGUAAUUUUUUUACUAUAUAGGCUUGCAUUACAUAGUUAUGAUCGCAGAGAUAGCUAUGGGUAAAUUUUUGGUUUGCAAGCUUUCUGACCCCAGGAAUCCUUGUAAGUUGGACAAUAGACUUCCAUGCAAUUGUAUCUGGGGUCCAGCAAAUGUUCCAUUGUCUUUUGUAUAACCAGUGGUGUUAGGCUCUACGUCAGAAGUUCUUUCUGUGAUUUUAUGGAUAUAUUUCUUUCUGUUUUCUUCCUUCCUCAUGUAACUUCACACUACUACAUUUUGGUUAUUCAAGAUUUGAGUCCGUCCUAAUCCAUAUGUAGGAAAGAGCUUUGACUGUACUUAAGGUAUGUUUGUCUUGAUCCUACUUCUUUGUAUUUGAAACAUAUCAUAGGUGCUGUUAGAGUGCAUUGAUGUAGAAAGCAACUGUGUGACAAUGAAUAGUAUGUUUGUGCUCCAGCAGUGUAAUUGGAAAUGGCCUGUAAGAACAAAGAUACGUAUAUGAUUUUAUUAAAUUGGUUAGUUUUUAGAACUGAAGAUCACUAUCUUCAGUGUUUUGUCAUCCCUUUAACUGAAUGCCAUAAUCAUUUUUUUCUUGGUUACUGUGAUUACAGGAAUUUGUUUCCUAGUACCUGGGCAAAUAAGUUUUUUAGUAGUACUAGUUAUACUAAAUCUCAAUUACUACAUAAUUAUUCAUAAGGUUAAUUUGUGUAAUUGUACUGUAAAAGUACAGUUGAUUUUUUCAAAUCUUGAAGUGUAUAGCUAUAACCUGUAAUAAUUACCAUAACCAAGUAGGUUGUGCUGGUAGAAUGGUGAAAAGUAUUCAGGUUUUGACAAAUUUCAGAGAUCCUAUCUUAAUGUUUACUGUCUAACAAGACUACUGUAAAUUUUCUACUAUAUACAAACCAGUUCCUAAAUAGUUCUCAUGCACUUUAGAUUGUACUACCAAUUCCUGUGUCUUAUGUUUUCUUUUUUCAGUUCUUUAAGCUUUUGCUAGUAUCUUUCAUAUAUGUUGUUAUUCUGAUUUACAGUAUAUGUGUGUCAUGAAUUUUAUAACUAUUAUUAUAUUUCAUGUUGAAGUAACUUACUUUUUAAGUUUUGACAGGCCUUGGUUUCUUGGGUAGAAUGUGUUUAACCAUGUUGUAAUUGCAUUUAAUCAUUUUUCAUGGUUGUGUGACCAUUUGAUAAUUCUACUGGAACUUAACGUAGGUUUGGAUUUGUCUGCAAGGCUCAUGAUUUGGUUUCUUGAGUUGGUAUUUAUUAAUGAUUCAAGUGUGCCAGCAUCAGGAAAUUUAUUUUAGUAUUUUAAAUACAUUCAACUUUUCUUUUGUUGAGUGGAAAAGAAUUGGAGUAAUAUGCCUUUCAUGUCCACCUAUUAAAAGGUCUGGUGGAGGGUUACUUAACAUCUGUCAUUUUUAAGUUUCUCUGAUUCCUAUAAUCUUUUUAAGAACUGUGGGUGUCCAGAGCCCGUUAUGGUGAAUUUUUUUUUUUUUUUUUUUUUUUUUUUUUUUUAUAAUAUUGGCAAUAGAAGCACAGUAUAAUUCGUAAGUUUUAUAGUUUUCUCUGCCUUUUCAAAGCAUUUUGAAAAUUUGUUAGUUCUUCAUACUUAUUUUGUAUUCAAAUAUUUAACGGUAUUUUGAGCUCUGAAAAAAUAGAGGUUUGGGAAAAUGGUUGUUGAAGGUUUUUCUAAGUGCAGUGACUGCUGUGUGAUGUGUAGACACAAAACCCCACAUUCUUUUCACCAAGUGUUAAUCUUGCUUUUAUCUGUUUGGUGUCUAAAAAGCUCAAAGUUAUACUAUUGGUUUACUGUGAAAUUCAGAGCCUUUUCCCGGUGUUUUUCCAGAAUAACUUUUUCUGUGCAUUUGACAAAGAUAUCACUUAGCCAUAGUAUACUUUACAUCCCUACCUAAUUUUUGGCAUAAUUUUUUAUUACUUAUAUUAGAAAAAAGUAUAUUCACAAGAGUAAAAUAAAGCAGCCGAAGCCAGUGGUGGAACACUCCAAUGUAUGGGUUCAAAGUUAUAUGUGAUGUAAACAUAUGAAGAUGGCCAACUCCUCCCACGAGGAGAUGACGACAAAUAGCUGUCUCCGAAAUUGUGAAUGAAUAUUCGUACCUUGUCAAGGCUUCAAGAAUGGUCCCCGUGGUUGCAGGACAGCUUUUGUGAUUCGACUUGCACAAUUGUUUAGAAGUGAGGAAGCCCGUGGCAAACCUUAAGUUAGCUUGAACAGGUAAAUGAAUAAUAGGGCCCUUUUUUUUGGUAACAAGUACACCCAGACAUCCAAGGCAACCAAGUUUACGUCAUUUGUUGACUUCCAUAAGGUGCAGAAAUACCAUUAUAUAUGCUCCAAUUAUUACAAUGAUCAUCACUGUCAUAUUAGGAAAAAUAUCAAAGGCGUCACGACGAAUACCGGUUUUCUUCACUUUGUUAAUUGAUUUUUAAUUAUAUAAUUUUUCAAUGGAGAAAUAGUGAUAGAAAGUAAUAUCUUGGAUUACUUGUGGAAACCCUUCUCUUCAAGGGUUCUAUCAUUCUACCUCAUGGCAUAAAUCUUAUAUACUGCUAUCACUACUACAAAAUGUAAACAAGGAGUAAUGGUUGUAUUUCAUUGUUGCCAGAGGUGGAGACUUUCACGAAUAGCCAAUCAUCCAUCGAGAAGGAGGCAAGUUAAUAACGUCAUUAUAUCUUUGAAAGACAUUCCUCUGAGUUUGCUGGCGAUGUCUACAAGAAGUCAGUGUUACUCUUAUAAUUACCAGAAUUAUGCAACUUCUGUAAUACAGAAUACAGUAAAAAAUUAGGUAGGGAUGUAAGAUACCCUGUGACAGUGUCAUCUUUGUCAGGUACGUUGAUAAAAUUUUUAUCGGAAAAACACCUGGACACUGGCUGUGAUUCUCAUAGUAGUCUGGUAUGAAUAUAUUCAGUCUUAGAGAGGAAUGUGGUAGGGUUCUUGGGGUUUUUCAGAAUCAUGAAAAAUCUUGAAAUUACAGACAGGCAAUUAUCUUGUUUCAUCAAACAAGAUAAUUGCCUGUCUGUAAUUUCAAGAUUUUUCAUGAUUCUGAAUAUUUUCAGAAUAUUUUCGAAAAUUUUUAACAGCCUUUUGUGUGCUUCAGAUAUAUUUUAAGGGAAAAAGGAUUUUACAAUGUGUUUUGUGUUUUGCAUGAAGGCCAAAAUCUUAUGUUUUCACUGAUGAAUUCUCUUGUUUUCACUGAUGAAUUCUCUAGAACUCUUUUUGUUAUUGCAUUUAAGAGCCUUUGUCCUUUUUUUAUUUUUGUGGUUUUCUCCACAAAUCAAGCCAUUAUUAGAAAGACUCCUAUGACUCCAAAGGUAAUACUUUAAAUAGAUCAUUAGUUAGUGGAUCAUGUACAUUUUUGAUAACUGAAACACCAUUAUAUAUAUAUAUAUAUAUAUAUAUAUAUAUAUAUAUAUAUAUAUAUAUAUAUAUAUAUAUAUAUAUAUAUAUAUAAUACACCUUAAAAGAAUUCAAGACUAAUAUAAAAGAUCAGUAUGUCUUUGCUGUGAAAUUUUUGGAGAUUAGGCUAAUUUCAAUUUGACAUUUCUAUAGCUUUAAAAUGAAUAAGUUUUUCAAAAGAUCUCUAAGAAUUAGCCUUGUCUUUUCAGCAUUCAGAUAAUCUCUCUAUUAUGUUGUUGAAGGUCAGAAAUGAUAUUGAGCAUCUGAAUUCUUGUGAAUAUUUGUAAAUGUAUGUGUUGCUUCUAUGUAGGUGGUGAUGUGACAUGGUGAAGUCACAAUUUAGAAAUAUUUUACAUUUCAUUAUUUUAUAUGUAUUUAGCAGUUUUAAUCUGAAUAUUAUUCAUUUGCUUCACCACAAGAGCAUUACUUAUAAAUAGCCUUUACAUGGUAACAAAAUCGCUACAGAUGAUUUAGUCCCUAUUUAAGCAAGAAAAAUAGAAGUGAUAUGGUUGUACUUUGCAUUAAUGAGAGGAUCCCAAUCUCAGGCAGCCAUCAGUCAUAUUAUCUAGAUGUUUAUACAUAUAGACUAAAUUUACUCUUGUGAAGUCAUCUUACACUUCAGCUUAUUGUGAUAUUUGUGACAAAUUACACUUUUAUACAUGUCACCCAUUAUACUUUUUCUGAUUUCCUUAUCAAUUUAUUUCAGUUGUGGUUUAUGUGUUUCAGCCAUGUGAUGGUGAUUAAUAAUUUUUCUUGAUUUCUGGAAAUGGAAUGCAGGAAACUGGAUUUGGUGUUUUUUCCUCCAGUGUGCAUAGAAGUUUAAUAAGAAUUUUUUAGUACUGGCUUCAGGUCUAGGGUGAGGUUUGCACUUAAUUCCAUUCCUUGUAAAUAUUUGGUCAAUUUUAGUCAAUUUGGUGUGGGUAAGUUUGAGCUUUUUUGUUAAUGGUUAGGGUAUUUAUUAUCUUAUUUGAUUCUUUGAUAGAGAUUUUGCUUAAUUUGUAGGAUUAGUUACUUAGGCAUAAGUUUCCAUUCUUUUCUUUUAGCCUUAACUCUUGGAAGUAUUUGCUUAUUUUUGUCUUGGGGGUUAAUGACUAAUGUCGUCAGUGUUAGUUUAUUAACAUUACUGUUGUACUUUUUACCUUUUGCUGUUUUGUAGUACAUGAUCUCUCAAACAUUUACAUUUUUGGUGCGCUGUAUACUUUGUGCAUUAUUGUAUCUCCACAUUAUUUCUUCCGUUUCAUCUUAUCUUGCUCAAUUUAGGAUUUCUAAGUGAGGGCAUCCUUCAUUACUGGGUAAAGCUUGCAAUGCCCCUAUGUCAGGCAUUGAAUUGGACCAUAUCUAGUGUGUAAUAGAUACCAGGGUCAAUAAUGUUUUUCCAAAUACACUAGCCGCUUGUGCAGAUAUUUAUUGGUAAAGUAGUCAGGAUUUUAAUACAAAGAGAAGGUGCCCUCAAGAGCAAUGCAGCAGAAUUUUGGUACUCUCCAGCAUGUGAAUAUUUGGCCCUAGUCCUUAGCUUCUCAGCAAGACCACCUUUAUUUGUUUAAUUUUAGGAUUUACCUUUGUGCCUGAGUUGUCAACCAAUAUUGCUCCUGCUCCCCUUUCCUUUUGCCCUGCUCCUGCUGAGGUAGUAUAAGCCUGUGCUCCUGCUGUGACUAGGUUGAUACCUAGUGCCUCUCCCAUUGCCUUAGCAACUUGCAGAAGCAGAUGUACAUGAAGAGCAAUUUAAGAAGAAUUGACUAGCCUAUCAGAAGAAAUUGUGUUGCUUGUUAAAGAAGACUCCAAAGGUGUUCAUUUUUGUCAAAUGAACUGCAACAGUUUAGCACUGUUAAAGCUUUUAUCAAGUGCCAUUCUGAUGACAGGAACCAUGAAAAGAGGUGUUUAAGUUUUGAUAACCAGUGUACUCAAAAUGCUGGAAGUGUGAUUAGAGCUACAAUCAGAGUUGGUCUCCCCUUUCACGACCAGUGUUGCUCUGAUAUUAAGUCAUUCCCUCUUUCAUGAAUAGUGCUGUUGCCAUGGUCAGAACCAUUUUUCCUUCAUGGCUUGUGCUGCUUCAGUGACCAGAGCAUUCCUACUCUAAUGGUUGGUGCUUCUGAUGACUGAAACCAUGACCCAAGCAGCUCUAGUUGACUGGAGUUGAUUCAACUUUCAAGACAAGUUUCAUUUCAAUGACUGCUCAAGUCUUCACCAGAGGAACUUUGACUAGAGCAUAGUAAGCAGUAAAUUAAGCACUUUUUUUGGAAGGAGCCACAGAAAAGAGAAAUCUUCAUAGCACCCAGUGCUUCUUUGAGGUUUCGAGUGUAGAUUAAGUGUGCUGUUACAGGUAAGGACUGUAAUAGGGACUCUAGAAGGUUCUGAUGACCAUAUAAUUGUACAGUGGAUCAUCCGUGUACACCACAAAUGCUUUUCCUGUUAGUCAUUCACUUCAACUUUAUGUUACGACAUCUUUAAUCUGGAGAGUCAGCUGAGCACUUUAGAUGGAUCCAACUAAGUCAGAAGAUUUAUUCCUGUUCUUUGAGCUUUCUCUUACGGCCAAUGCCAUCACACCUAAAAUUGCAGACAUCUAGGAACUUACAGAGGGGAUGAGCAUUUGAGAGGGGUACAAUAGGCCCAUGACAUUUCAGUAACUUUUCUAGCUUCUAGUCUUUGGGCUAAGGCACUUGAAAAGUUACUGGAUGUUCAACUCAUUUCCUAUGUCCACCUUUGAGUAUGAAGACAUGAUGUUCACAGUUUCAGAAGGAUGGGACACUUUUUAAAGAAGUUCCUUGCCAUAGCAAACUGGCUUAAAUUUACCCUGGACCAGACAAUGUCUCCUAGGUUGAGUAAACACUAUUUAAGUGGCCACUGCUUUAUAGAAAGAUUGUUUGAAGGUGUAAAUGAUAAGACCGACAUCACAGCCAUUAGAACAGUGAUGAGGAAUCUGAGAAUUUCCAAUAUUGGAUGUAGGCACAUUGUCAGAGACUGAGAUGCAGAAAUAGAAGGAAUUCACAGGAGGCUGUCAAGUUUACACUGCUUAUUUAUCAAAGCUCAUGAAUUUUAGGACAAACAAUGAAACUGAUAGUAACUUGAGACCCUGGGAUCUUCCAUCCAUGUGCUAUAUUACUAACUGAUUGCCAUUUAUUUCUUUACAUUUUAAUAGGGACUGAAGAGACUGGGAAGAUUUUAUGACCAUAAAAAUGGCUAAUUAUAAGUACAUACAGUAAUAAAUUGAAGGUAAUUUAUUCAGAUUUAAGUUUGCCAUAACUGACUUCAUUAUUUACUAUUUUGACACAUUGAAAGUUGCAUAUGUUUCCUUUUAGUAUGGAUAUGAAGGCACCACUCUUUUUAUUGGUUUAGUUGCUCAUUGUUUUAAAAUGCCUUUGCCAUGCCUUUAGUUGAGGGUAAACAAUUAUCUUUCAUCAAUUUUGGUUAUUAUUUUUCCCGUAAUUUGUCUUUCUUUUGCUGAAGUUCCUUAUCAAUCAUUUGCAUCUUACUUCAUCUUCAAAAUAAUGUGCUACCCAAAUGAAAUCCUGGUGAUUGUUUUGUCAUUUUAGAUAUAUGAAGAAGAGCAUCUAGGUUCCUUUCUCAUUAUGAUGAUUUUGUUGCUCAAGAGAACUACUACUGUUGAAUAUAUUAACAAAGAUGUUUCAGUGAAAUUAAAGUGAAAAUGAAAAAUUAAAAUAAAAUGUCAACUAAUAUUAGAUUACUAAGUUUUUCGAGGAGACAGGAAAAUAAAGUAUGAACAGAAAAACACAAAAUUAAGUUAUAUUAACUUUGAUUUCACUUUAUCAUGACUUCGUAGAUGACUCGUAUUAGUUGUCUUUAUCAUUUUUUUUUUUUCUAGAUGACUGUUAGUUGUUAUAAUUCAAAGCUCUUAUGUCCAGGUUAUUCAGUUUAUUGUGUUUAUUACUUGAAUACUUUCUUGUCUUGCCUUAUUUCAUUUUACUAUAUUGAAUAAAAAAGAUGUAAGAUACAGUGAUAGAAUUUGUAUGUUCUAUUUAGUGUCCAGAAAUAUCCAUUGUACCAGGUUGCAUUAUAAUUACUCCUAUCAAUUUUGUUUAUUCUCAUAUAAUUUGAAGGUUAAUUGAAUGUAGGGAUGAACUGAAGAGUUUAGAAUGUUUUUCUCAUUCCUGAUAAUGAAGUGUUAUCAUUAUAGAGUUCCUAACUUUUCAAUAUGUCCAGAAUUUUACUGUGAAAAUAUGGUCUGCAUAGGGUGUUAAUUAUUACAAACAUUUUCUUUAUGGCAUUUAAUUGCUGAGCUCUUAGUUAUGUUAUCUUUUUGUUGGAAGGAAACUCAGAAUCUAAAAUUGAACUCCAAGGAAAAGAUUGUACGUAUUAUUGUAUUCUAUUCAUGAAGUACAUUUCCUAACUUUUGUCUAAAAACCAGGAAUUUACUCCAGAAAUACGUACUCUGGUUGCAACGAAGCAUUUAUAAUUUAUAUUUUUAUUGCUGGUUACCUUUUAAUUAGUCAUCUGUUAGCAGUGUAUUCAUGAUUCAAGUAGAAAUAAACUGAAAUUAAUACAUUAUUUAAUGUUAUUGAAGAUUGCAUGGAGCACACAAAUUGUUUUGCCAUUAAGAUGAUUUCUACUUACUGAUGAAAAUGAGAUUUGUACAUAGAGACUAUUUUGCUGAGAGUACACUUGCACUAGAGUAGCAGAAAUUAUAACAUAUUGUAAGAGUCAUUACAGAUAAAAAAAAAACUUCAAAUAAAGUAAUAUUUACAUUAGCACAAGGAAAGGUGAAAUGUAUUAGACCACUCUAUAAUCAUCCAUAUGUUUUAGUUUUCAUUUUGUACUUAUGAAGAUUCUUCCUCAAGUUAUAUAAUUUUUGUUAAUCGUUUGUUCGUAAAUUUUGUAUUUGUUAUAUAUAAUAAAAAGGGAUAUGCUUGCCUUUUUUGCUGGGAAGACUAAAAUUUGUCAACUAAUUUCCGAGACGUGCUUCGGCAUUAGGAUUUAUGCCUUUGUUCCAGUUGUUUCUUCCUCAAUUUCUCUGUCAGCCUCUGCUUAUAAUGGAGUUGCCAAGGAUUGUUGAGGAUGAUAAAUAUUUUAUUUUGUGCCGAUAAAGAUUGUGAUUUGCAAAGUGCUUUUCUUAUGAGUUUACUGAAAUGAGAAAAGUGACAGUUCAUGGCUACUCUUUGGAUUCAUGUACGGGUCAGUCAGAUACAGAAUGUAGUGUGGAAUUUUCUCAUGUAGUUUUUACAAUUAUUUUAUGAAUCAAUCAUGAUAGCUUAAUAUUUGUAGCAAUUUUCUCUUGAAUGACAAAUUAUUAUUUGAACUUUUCACAGUACAGCCUGUAUUGUAUUUUAUUACAAGACAGCAGAUACUAGGGAGCAUUGUUUACAUAAAAGUAAUGUUUGCUGGUAACUCUCAAACUUGCUAUGAGAUAAGUACAGGCAGUCCCCAGGUUACAACGGGGAUUCCGUUCUUGAGACGCGUCGUAAGCCGGAACAUCGUAUAAAAUCCUAAGAAAACCUUACUUUUAAUGCUUGGGUGCAUUGAAAACUUUGUAAACUGCAUUAUUAUUGCAUUUUUCAUAAAAAAAAACUAAAUAUUGAUUAUUUUGCAUUUUUGGUGUCAUAUUUCAUCUGUCAGAUGAGUGUUGUAGGUGUCGUAACCCUGGAAAUAAUGUCUGAUGAAUAUAAUUGAGAAGCACCUUAACCUCGGAACAUCGUAACCUGAACCCGUCGUAACCCGGGGACUGUCUGUAUACUCACUCUGUUUCUUUCUCUCUCUAUGCUUUAUCAAAGAUUAUCAACAUGACAUAGCUCAGCCAUAAUUAAGGUUACUGUAAUAAUAUGCUGGGUUAUCUGAUAUAAACAAAAUAAUGAUUUACAUUGAUCCAGUGUAUUAUGUUAGGUUGUCUUUAAAGGCAAUGCCAUUGAGUUGGUUUUAGUCAAAAUCAGCAAUUUCAAGUAUUUCUUUGUUUUUUAUUUUUCAGUGUUUCACCCUCCUAGUGAAUAGCAUAUGGUACUGUAAGUAGAAAAGAGCAGUAUCCCAUGAGACAAGGGCAAAAUAUGUUGUUGGGAAGGGUAUAUUUGCUGGUACAGAACCUACCAUUUUGUAGUAGCUCUCUUUUGCUAUAUUUAAUUUACCACAGCUGCCCAAUUUUAAUUGAAUUACAACAGGAUAAUCAGGCAAAUGCAAAGUAUAAAAGCUUAAUGGUGCUAAAUCUGCUCAAACAGAUCUGAAACCUGCUUUGUGUCACCACUAGCAAUUUUUGUUUCCUUUCGUGUACAUAUUCUUUUGCAGGCUGUAGCACUGGAAGUUUUAUGAACACUAUUUUUUUUGUGGUAAAUUCAUAUGGAUUCUAGUAGGCUAUUGUACUUCCUCAAAAUUCUCCAACUGUCCUUUACUCUUAGUGUGUGUAGCCCAAGAAGAGCCGUGUUAGGCUUAGAGGUCUGGUUGCACUAAUCUUUUAUCCUAUCCUAUUCUAUUCUUAGUGUCACAUUGCUCUAAUUUAAUUAUUUUCUCGUCACUGCUAUUUUUAUUUUUUCUAAAUUGUUUAGCAUUUAUUAAUGUUCUUCAUAUGUACUGUAUAUAGAUAUAUUUUGAUAUUGAAAAAUAUUUUCUAGGAUUAAGUAUAGUCAUAUAUACAGCAAGUGUCAUUUGGAAAUAUUUUUUCCAUUCCAGGUAACACAAUUCGUGGCCAAGAUUUGUAUUUUUAGUUGUCUUAUGUUGAUGGCUGUUGAGUCAUUUUGUCAUCUUUAGUUUGUUUACUAUUAAUGUGAUAGUUUCAUGUUUGCUGAAUCUACUUAUGGUUGUGAAAUUACUAGAGAUAAGCUGCUGGCAGCAAUUAAUGUAUGGAAGCUCCUUUUAAAUAUGUUGUGAUUUGGAAGACCUAUGAAAAUAUGGAGAGUGGACAGGCAAUAAGCAAUAGGGAAUAUAGUUUUUUCAUAAUCUAAAUGAGAAGGGAUCUUUUGCACACAGUGAAUUGUUGAAGACAUCAUUGUAAUAAUACAUGGCCUGAUGGAAAAUAUUACUUGCUUUAGUGGUGUCUUUUGUAUUUUCUUUCCCUAACACAAAAGAAUCAGUAUAGAGAAGUCUUUGAAGGCGUAAUUAGGUUUAUUUGUAUUGUCCCAGAAAAAUAAAGACUUAAUUGGAUUCACAGAGUAAUUUUAAUAUUAUUAAGCUUCAGUAAUGUUUUUUACUCUAAGGCCGACACUGAAAUUAUGAAGUCUGUAAACAUUACUUGUCAAGAGAUAUGAUCAAGAGUACAAUUUGUUGUAGGGUGUGAAGUGAGCCAUCUUUAGUUAACAGGUUAUUUUUGUGUGAACUGAUGCACUUUUGGACAUUUUGAGGGAUAUGUGACAUUUUUUAAGGAAUUAUGAUAGAUCAACCAAUAAUUAUAACAAAUUAUUUGUAUACUGUACUGUAUAUUAAUGUAAAUAUUGAACUUGAA
This is a messenger RNA of Macrobrachium nipponense, 14435 nucleotides long. RefSeq lists its product as uncharacterized. Bases 55 to 1356 code for a protein of 433 amino acids. Lineage: Eukaryota; Metazoa; Arthropoda; Malacostraca; Decapoda; Palaemonidae. The record is from RefSeq and is a predicted model, not a curated record. The transcript is spliced from 5 exons.